Messenger RNA from Chionomys nivalis (European snow vole), 1707 nucleotides. It is a transcript of the gene Mmp21, whose product is annotated as matrix metallopeptidase 21. Gene Ontology annotation, molecular function: zinc ion binding; metalloendopeptidase activity. The transcript is spliced from 7 exons. Gene Ontology annotation, biological process: extracellular matrix organization; proteolysis; collagen catabolic process. Lineage: Eukaryota; Metazoa; Chordata; Mammalia; Rodentia; Cricetidae. Gene Ontology annotation, cellular component: extracellular matrix. The record is from RefSeq and is a predicted model, not a curated record. Bases 1 to 1707 code for a protein of 568 amino acids.
AUGCUUGCUGCCUCUGCCUUGCGUCUGACACUGCUGCUCUGCUGGCUGGUUGCACCCCAACCCACCCAGCCUGAGAGACUCUUCCACAGCCGGGACCGUUCGGACCUGGAGCCAUCUCCUCUGAGCCAGGCCAAGCCCAUUGCUGACCUCCAUGCUGCUCAGAGAUUCCUAUUGAAAUACGGCUGGUCAGAGGUGCUUAGUUCAAAGGAGUCACCAGAAGUCCCUCUGGGCCCCACCUUGGCUCAAGCUGUGCGAAGAUUCCAGAAGGCAAACAGACUGCCAGCCAGCGGGGAAUUAGAUUCACCCACACUGGCAGCUAUGAACAGGCCACGCUGUGGCAUCCCCGACACAAGGCUGCCACUUCAGGCCGCUCUGCCGACCCCACCAGCCCUGCCAACCCCUUUGGGUCUCCAGCCCAGGGCCCGUCAAAAGCGCUUCCUUCAAAUGCUGCUGCCCAAGCCAGGUGGGCAACAUGAGGGCACUUUAGACACUGGGCCCAGGAGGGCCUUCUCCAGGAAGACGCUGACCUGGAGGCUGGUCGGGGAUGCCUACAGCAGCCAACUCUCUGUGGAAGAGCAGAGAUAUAUCUUUAGACUGGCCUUCAGGAUGUGGAGCGAGGUGACACCAUUGAACUUCCGGGAGGACCUCACUGCCCCUGGCACUAUGGUGGACAUAAAGCUGGGUUUUGGGAGAGGCCGGCACCUGGGCUGUCCGAGGGUGUUUGAUGGGAGUGGACAGGAGUUUGCACACGCCUGGCACCUGGGUGAGAUCCACUUUGAUGAUGAUGAGCACUUCACCCCUCUCUCCAGCGACACGGGCAUCAGCCUUCUCAAAGUUGCUGUCCAUGAAAUUGGCCAUGUCCUUGGAUUGCCUCACACCUACAGAGUAGGAUCCAUAAUGCAACCAAACUACACUCCCCAGGAGCCUGCAUUUGAGCUGGACUGGUCAGACAGGAAGGCAAUUCAAAGACUAUAUGGUUCAUGUGAGGGAUCAUUUGAUACAGUGUUUGACUGGAUUCGCAAGGAGAGGAACCAAUAUGGUGAGGUGAGGGUGAGGUUCAACACCUACUUCUUCCGCAAUAGCUGGUACUGGCUCUACGAAAACCGCAACAACAGGACCCGCUACGGGGACCCUCUCCAAAUCCUCACUGGCUGGCGUGGAAUCCCUGUGCAAAGCAUAGAUGCCUUUGUCCAUGUCUGGUCAUGGGGAAAAGAUGAGCGAUAUUUUUUUAAAGGAAACCAAUAUUGGAGAUAUGACAGUGAGAAUGACCAGGCACACACAGAAGAUGAUGAAGGAAGGAGCUACCCCAAACUGAUUUCAGAAGGCUUCCCCGGCAUCCCCAGCCCCUUGGAUACUGCCUUUUAUGAGCGGAGACAGCAGUUAAUUUACUUCUUCAAGGAGUCUCUAGUAUUUGCAUUUGAUGUCAACCAAAACCAAGUACUUAAUUCUUAUCCAAAGAAGAUGAGCCAAGUGUUUCCAGCAGUAAUGCCACAAAACCAUCCAUUUAGAAACAUUGACUCAGCUUACUACUCCUAUGCACACGGCUCCAUCUUCUUUCUCAAGGGCAACUCAUACUGGAAAGUAGUGAGUGAUAAGGACAAAAAACACAACCCUCAGCUUCCUCUGAAUGGCCUAUUUCCAAAAAAACCUAUAUCAGAGAAGUGGUUUGAUGUUUGUGAUGUUCAUACCUCUACACUGAACAUGUAA